ACUUAGGUUUGCCUCCCAAUUUGUUAGCUACAGAUCUACAUCUUGAUAAAUUUGUCUAAUCUAAACUUCUAUCGAUCUCUGUCAUCAUUUUCAUGCCAGGUCACCAUAUCUUUAUUGUUGAAUAAAAAUAAUGUCUGUCUCCUCGGCUCUUCCAUAGACCCCGUAAACUGGGAGAUCCUCUUAUCGCUUUGUUACAGAUUCUAACCUGAAAUUCCGAGCAACCUCGACAAGAAAAGGUGAGUAGAAUAUGCGUCUACUCAAGGAAACUUCUUUGAUAUGAUUCUAAGUAGCUGUCAGUGCCCAGAUCAAUCAAGAAAAUAAAAACCAAACAAUUCCCAGGAUCGAUAAUAGAAGGUGUAGGCACAUCAAAGGGAAUGAAUAGGAGCAAUUCGGAAAGGGCAUCAACCUAUUAUGCAGACUGCAGACAGGACAUAUUUAUAUUCCUAGAAAAUAGCUAGAUGGCUGACAGCAGCAAAGAAGUAGAGCCCUUGUUAGAUAAAUUGCCCAUAAGUAGUCCCGCUGUUGGUGAUUCCAGAAGAAGAAAAGGUUUGCUGCGAUGUAAAAGUGCACCUCUGAGAGGACUGCUGGUUCACAAAGAAAAGAAUGACCCCAAAACACUCCUAGGAUCCGGGUCCUUUUUCGAUAACGUCCACCCGAACUUCAAGAGAGCGAUCCUAUACUUGCUGAUCUACUUGGGUAUAGGCACCCUUUGUUUCUAUAUGGUCAAGGACCAUAUCAAAGGAGAGAAAACAGAUGGAGUCCUCGACUCGGUUUACUUUGUCGUGGUGACAAUGACAACCGUUGGAUACGGUGACCUUGUACCCAACAGCGACCCCGCAAAGCUGCUAGCUUGCAUUUUCGUCUUCUCUGGAAUGGCUCUGGGAGGACUAUUUCUGAGCAAAGCGGCAGACUUUUUGGUGGAGAAGCAAGAGAGGCUAUUGAUCAAGGCAUUGCAUUUGCGCCACAAGGUCGGCCCGAGUGAGAUCAUGAAGGAAUUUGAAACAAACAGGGUGAGAUACAAGUGCGUGCUGACAACGUUGUUUCUAGUCCUGCUUGUGGUUGUGGGAACCGUGUUCCUAGUCCGCAUUGAAAAACUGGGCAUCGUCGAUGCCUUGUACUGUGUUUGCUCUACAAUUACGACGCUUGGGUACGGGGACAAGAGCUUCUCGACCAAGGGAGGGCGCGUGUUUGCUAUAUUUUGGAUAUUGCUUGGGACCAUCUGUGUGGCUCAGUUCUUUCUGUAUGUCGCGGAAUACAACACUGAAAGCAGACAGAGGGAACUGGUGAACAUUGUUCUUUCCCGAAGAAUGACCAAUGUGGACUUGGAGGAAGCUGAUCUCGAUGAUGAUGGUGCUGUUGGGGUGGCUGAAUUCGUGAUAUAUAAACUGAAGGAGAUGGGGAAGAUCACGCAAGCAGACAUUUCGCUUGUCUUGAAGGAAUUCGAAAGUCUUGAUGUUGACCAGUCUGGAACUUUGACUUCUUCAGAUUUGACGCUCGCUCAGUUAUCUUUAACGCCCCACUGAUUCUUGCCCGAUUUCCGCUACCAUCAUGAAAUCAUCAGCUCUUCUUUGAACCGUCUCGUCGGAUCUCAGCGAGCUGGAACGGAGCCCGCCUUCACAGUUCAUAAUUUGACGGUUGUAAAUACAUAAACAUAUACGGAGUAUAUGUGUAAAGUACAGUAUUUGUCAAAGUAUUUGUAUUGGUUGACGUGUUAAAGAAUUAAAAUGAAUUGUGCGUUGACUUUAUGUCUAUUUGCUCUAUACAUUCUACCCAUUUUUUUUGAGUAAUAAUUUAUUUUCUUUCUGAAGUUACGUGAACAUAUCAUUCAUGUGUAUUGCGUUCCGAGUUCAACGAUGUAAUAUGCAGUAAUUAAAAUAAAUGGGAAGCUCUUU
This is a messenger RNA of Cuscuta europaea, 1892 nucleotides long. NCBI's taxonomy places the organism in Eukaryota, Viridiplantae, Streptophyta, Magnoliopsida, Solanales, Convolvulaceae. The record is from the annotation of a GenBank genome assembly.